Messenger RNA from Austrofundulus limnaeus, 794 nucleotides. Its product is annotated as fibroblast growth factor-binding protein 1. Gene Ontology annotation, molecular function: growth factor binding. The record is from RefSeq and is a predicted model, not a curated record. Gene Ontology annotation, biological process: cell-cell signaling. Lineage: Eukaryota; Metazoa; Chordata; Actinopteri; Cyprinodontiformes; Rivulidae.
CAGGGUGUGUCGCGUGGAUUUCAUGGCUCUCCUCACCAACAUCACCAUCCUGCUGGUCCUCGCUUGUGUUUCCCACCAGAUGCUUUUAGGCGUUUCCCACAGGAGUCAUGGCCGGAGAGGACGGGGGGACAGAGGACAACACAAGGAAAGAUCAGGGCAGAAGUCUGGCCGCCGACCCAAAUCCGUUCCUGCGUUUCAAACUAUGGGCAGCUGGGUCACUAAAGACCAGUCUGAGUGCACCUGGACUGCAACUCACAAGGACCUCGUCAGUUUAAACAUCACCUGCAAGCAGGCAGAGAGGAGCUUCAGCUGCGAGUACACAGCCAGACCCUCUGUUUGUCCCCAGUACUCCUCCAGUAAAGACCUCUUCUGGGCGCAGGUUCUCAGGGCCCUGAAGAAGCACAAGAACCUCUGCCGGGACGACGGUGGGCCGGUGAGGGCGGGGGUGUGCAAAAGAGCCGGCAGAGAGGCUCAUUUCAGRCUCCGCGCCGCACAGAAAGCGAAGACCACCUCAUCGGGUAUUCCACCGCUCGCACCCAGAGCUGUCASAUCCUGUCAGCCUGACAACAGGAGGCUGGCGGAGGAGCUCUGCAGCGACUCCUGGUCCAGUUUCUGCACCUUCUUUUUCACCAUGGUGAAGGAUUCUGACUGCUGAAGCAGAAAGAAGUUCAACUCGUGCCGCCAUAACGAAGUCUGUCCUCUCAUAGAUAACAAAUUAUAAAACAUUAACUCUCAUUCAUGCUUUUUCUUUAAAAACUGAAACAAAUAAAUAAAAUUGUUUUAAAAUAAAAUGU